AUGGAGUGUAAGUCGAGCGAUAGCAAAAAAUUGUUCAAAGUAUUUGACGCGGCGAAGCACAAGAGGACUAGGAAAAAACGGGAUGGGCUCGACGAUUCCACCUCUGUUGUGACGGACGGCUCUGCUGGCGGCUGUCCACCAAACGUCGGUCGAGCACCAUCAAUGAAAGCUAGUUUACAAGAAGUAGCCGUUGUGCAGAAUAUACCUGUACAGCAUGAUGCCAAUAAUUCAAAGAGGGACCGAGACAGCAGUCCUUCAAUUUCGCGGUCACCAGUCGAGGAACAGCAUCGUGGCUCCAGGUCGCCACGGCGUCAUCAUCGCCGGUCGACAAGAGAUGGAGUUUCCUUGGCUUUGAAAGCGGGUAUGGUUUCAACUCCACGGUCCAUCUCACCGCCACAGGAGGGCGAUGGAGUCGGUGGACCCAUACCACAAGACCAAGACUCAUUUAUAUACGCUUUUCUAGAGGAAGCUAUCAAAAGAGAUAAAAAGAAACAGCGACACGCUCGUCGUCGGGAGCAAGAGAGACGAGUAAGUAACGAGGACUUACGCGAACGUUCUGCGCCGCGCGACAGAGAGAGACAUCGACACCAUCACAAGGACCGGCACAGAGAGAGAGACGAAAUACCUUCCAGGGAACAUAAUAAGUCAAGCAGGUCGCCUAAACCAGUGUCUCCACGACAAGGGGGCAUAGACCAAAACAUGCUGCUUGAGACGUUCGCCAAGUUUUGUGCGCAAAUCAAUGAUAAAAACAAUACCAGCUAUUCUAGCCAGCCUGUGCCCCGAACUCAAAGCCACAAGUCCUUACAAUGUGAAGUCAUUGACAGGCGGGACACGUAUGAAUUAGAGCGUCAACCAGUGCGGUUGAGUCAAGGGAAGUCUAGAGAGUUAGUGGCCACGUCUAGAAUACGAAGCCAGGAGAACUUCUCCUGUAGGUUACGGAGCCAUGACAAGAUCACGCUAAUGUGUGACGAGCGUGGGAAGCAGGAGAAGUGCUUGUGUUACUACGACAAAGAUAGUCCUAAAUACCCCAGCAAGUUGGAUAUCAGCAGAUCAAGGAUCCGUCCUGGGGAAGAUGAAAGAUACCGGGACUAUCCUCCGGUUACCGUGCCCACUAGAAGCUGUUUGGAUCCGUGCAGGGGCCGGGCACCAGACGGGCGAGACUACAGGGACUACGACAGGGACCUUAGAGGACGACAUUACGAUGACGACAGGAGAAGAUAUUUUGAGCAGAAGACGAGUAGGAGCUUCGAUGUGCACAGGGAAGGGUACGAGGAAGACCGGAACUGUCGCAGAACAGCACGGAGCGACACGCUCAAGGACAGGCGAUACGAAGAGAGAGACAAGAGAUAUGAAGAAAUGGGGAAAUAUUACGACGAAAAAGGGGCAGACCUGCGGGAUCGACAAAACGUGUCGAGUAAGGAUCGACGCUACAGGAGGAACGCGGAGAGGUUCGAGAGAAACUCUGUCGCUUCCAGGGAGGAGGACUAUAGGGAGAGGGAUAGAGAUAGAGAAAGGGAAAGGGAAAGGGACAGGUACUCCGAGAAGGAGAGGGAUUCGGGACUGAGCGUGGCUGACGGCGAGACGAGCACUAUGAGCGGGAGGAGUAACUGUCUGAAGGUUGUGAAACAAGAGAUAGCUGAACAACGCGAGGCCAUGGACAAGAUGAUGAAGCUUUGGAAGGAUCUCAUGCGGUGCUUCAAGGGGAUCUCGCAGACUCAGGGCCAGGAUAAAAACAUGCGGGAAUCAGCGGCGAACGUGAAGGAAUCGGCAGCGGCACAGUUGCGGCUGUGGCGCGAGUGUAUGCGACGGUACGAGACUGUCGCCAGGGACGUCGGGGACACCGACGCUAGGCUUAUGGAGGAAAUCAAGAAGCAGCGCUCUGAGAUGGCGGAGAUGGCCAACAUGUGGCAGGAGUGUCUGCAGCGGUACCGGGACAUGAGCAAUGACUUCAACAGCCUUAAGCAACAGUUAGUGACCCCGGAGAGUCCGACGCGGUUGCCGGCCGCGCCGCUGGUGUGUGCGGAGGGCGAGGGGCCCGCGCCCGCCCCGCCCUACCGCCUGCCGACACAUUACCCGCCGCACGUGCCCCCUCCGCCGGGGUACUGCGCGGGGUCCCCGCUGCGCGGGCGUCGCUCGGCCCCGCCGGCGCCGCCCGCGUGGUGGUGGUGCGCGGAGCCCCCCACUCGCUCCCCGCGCCGCCGCUCCUCGCCAGAGUCACGCACCAGUCGCGAGCGGGAACGUAGGCAUCGACACAAGGACAGAGAUGAAUCGAGAUAUAAGGAGAAAACUACAAAACCUUCUGCUGCACGUUCGGAGCACAGACACAGAAAAAGAUAA
Messenger RNA from Spodoptera littoralis (African cotton leafworm), 2337 nucleotides. NCBI's taxonomy places the organism in Eukaryota, Metazoa, Arthropoda, Insecta, Lepidoptera, Noctuidae. The record is from the annotation of a GenBank genome assembly.